This is a messenger RNA of Adineta ricciae, 615 nucleotides long. NCBI's taxonomy places the organism in Eukaryota, Metazoa, Rotifera, Eurotatoria, Adinetida, Adinetidae. The record is from the annotation of a GenBank genome assembly.
AUGCUGUUGGCUAUCUUGAUCUUCUUUGCUGAAGUGACUGCGGAAGAUCAGAAGGGGAGAUCAUAUGCGGCUAAAUGUACAACAAAACAGUGCGCUACACUAAAACGGAUCGCUUACUCUCUGUGGAUUGCUGUAUGGGCUGUCUGUAUCACCGGUACUUUUAGCGUAUGUAUUCUCUUAUGUUAUCGGUGUGCUUGUCGACGAACAAAUCAAUCAUCGAAUAAAUCGGAACAGGAGUUGGCUGUUUCGCCAGCCGAGGAAAAUAUUUUCCAAUCAGGACGAUGGGUCAGCCGAUAUCAUCAAGAUGGGUUAUGGUAUAGUCCACAUUUUCAACAGAUAAACUUCGAUGUAAUACAAGAUAGUUUGGAAGGCGAUGGUGAAGACGACGUCGGACGAUUCAAUGUAAUUGGUCACACUUCUAACACUGCGCUCACAAUGAGCAUGAUCAAAAGAUAUCCAUCCGAAGCUGAUGGUUACGAAGUUAAGGUUGAUUUAGAAUGGAACAGUCGGCAAAAUGCAUUUGUAGGAAAAUGGUUUGUUCACACAGACAUGUAUCAAGACUCGGAUCGAUUUGAACUAAAAAAGGUACAGGCUAUGAAAAAUGACAUUCAAUGA